CGCCGCGCGCGAGGCCAGGCUGCCGAUCGUCAUGGCGCACGAGAAUGAUGCCGUCCGCGGCGGCUGCAUCUUUGCCCACUUUUUCGAGGUGACGCCGCGCGACCUGAUCUCCGAUGGGCUGUACAACGACCUCGCCGUCGGCUGCCACGCGGAACCGCACCGGCAGGCGUCGAUCGCCCUCCUCGCACAGGCGCUCGGCGCGACCAAGCAGACGGCUCAGUCGCGCGUUCGCCGCGUCACCGCCCUCGCUCGAACGACGCAGCCCCGCGGCUCCUCUUCAAAGACGGAGCCGUCGAGUGGCGGUGACCUUGCCGAAGCCUGCAAAGAGCCGCAUGCCCAGAUGAGCCAGAUCGUCUGACCACUACCAUCCCGCACCACCACGUCCACGCAUGUUCACUAGCUAGCACUGCGAAGCGAGUUCUGCCCUCCCCGUCCUCCCUGCCUGUCUGCGCCUGCGGUCGCGAGUGUUUUGUCCCUCCCCUUCUCCCUGCCUGUCUGCGCCUGUGGCCUCCCUGUCUGCGAGACGUUUUUUGUCCCUCCACUUCUCCCUGCCUGUCUCUCUCCCUGCCUGUCUCUCUCCCUGCAUAUCUCCGCCUGCGGCGCGAACGUUUUGUUCUAUAGCCCCUAUUUAGACACGACUAACUACG
This is a messenger RNA of Emiliania huxleyi CCMP1516, 647 nucleotides long. RefSeq lists its product as hypothetical. The coding region runs from base 32 to 358 and encodes 108 amino acids. The record is from RefSeq and is a predicted model, not a curated record. The transcript has a single exon. Lineage: Eukaryota; Haptophyta; Isochrysidales; Noelaerhabdaceae.